This is a messenger RNA of Penicillium verhagenii, 1899 nucleotides long. RefSeq names its product fungal specific transcription factor domain-containing protein. Gene Ontology annotation, molecular function: DNA-binding transcription factor activity, RNA polymerase II-specific; zinc ion binding; sequence-specific DNA binding. The transcript has 2 exons. NCBI's taxonomy places the organism in Eukaryota, Fungi, Ascomycota, Eurotiomycetes, Eurotiales, Aspergillaceae. The record is from RefSeq and is a predicted model, not a curated record. Gene Ontology annotation, biological process: DNA-templated transcription; positive regulation of transcription by RNA polymerase II. Bases 1 to 1899 code for a protein of 632 amino acids.
AUGUCCAAGGGCGCCCUGGCUCAACAGAUUGAAAUCCUCGAAGCUCAACUCGCAGCUGCCCUAGCAGAGAACGCUUCUACCGGUCGGGAUGGAUCUGAUCAAUCAGACGCGACGAGCCGCCCGUCACGUCCGCGAAAAUCUCAUCAAGAUAGUCAUCUCCAUGGGGUGAUUCGGUUUUUGACGCUGGGCAAUGACCCGAAUGGAGAACAGGCCUACCUGGGCCCAUCAUCGGGAGUCUCGAUGGUGGAAAAUGUUAGUCGAUUGGUUCAUGAUGCAGCUGGUGCGAAAUUGCUGCCCAUAGAGCCCGGUAGCCAGCAACCAGAAGGCCCGAUGGAAAGUAACGACGAACCGAAAGCGGCUCCACCUGACGAUCGGACGGGAUCCAAGGUCUUGGACGCAUAUUUCAAUAAUAUGCAUCGACGCCUUCCAUUUCUAGAUCGUUGUGAGAUCCUCAAGUUACAUGCCCGUAGAAAGCAGGUCGCGGGGAACAUGCCAGAGGAACAAUUUGGUCAGUUCAAAUUGUUCAUGGUCUAUGCCAUCGGCGCAGUUAUCCUGCAGGUAACCGAAUCGUAUGAAUCGACACCCCCAAACGCCUUUCUCGCCACUGCACUCCGGUUUGAUCCGACGUUGAGAGAAUCAAUCUCAAUUGCCAGUAUAGAGGCAAUGUUGUUACUGGUUUUAUACAACCUUCGAACAACCUCCAACUCCAGCGUUUGGUAUAUGAUCGGCCUAGCGAUGAGAACGUGUGUCGACUUCGGCUUACACAGAGAAGCGCGGUAUCGCAAACUGCGACCGCACGAGGCCCAGUUACAGCGCCGACUGUUUUGGAGUGUUUAUGUGACUGAGCGUUACACUGCAUGGUCGCUUGGUCGACCAUUUAGUAUUCCAGAAGAAGAGAUUGAUGCCCAGCCUCCGGUUAACAUGGAUGACUCGAUUAAUAACGACGAAUUGAUUGAUCGGAUAGUAAACAACCACACAAGCACCCAUGGCCAGCAAGGGCAAACUUCACUCGGCAAGUUCAUCGCGUCAAUCAGACUGCAAAGAAUUGUUUCUCAAAUACAUACACGUGUUUACCGAGUUGACAAGCACAUUUCGGCUCUCCUUCCAGAAAUUAGUCCGCUUAUGUCGGCGCUGCAGGAGUUUAAAGCGACGUUGUCCUCUCUCGACCUUGCCGAUGGUGACUUCGUUCACAUGCACUGGAAUAAUGCUAUCCGUAUGCUAUUACAACCGUUUCUCAGCACCUUGAAUCCACAAGAUGAAUUGAUCGGCACCUGUCUACACGCGUCUGGACAAAUGUGUCAGUUUUUCAAAAUAUUACGCCAAGGAGAUUCCUCCGGUCACUCAUACUUGCUAGUGAACUCGGUUUUCAUGGCAGGUUUAACAAUGUGCUUUUGCCUCUUUCGAUGUCCCAGCCUCUGGACUCCCGCAGUUUCAAACGACAUCCGCGCCUGCUCUUCAACGCUCUGCGUCAUGGCAGAACGGAAUCCCAGAUUGAAAAAGUACCGUGAUGGUCUUGAGAUCAUCAUUAACCGGGCAAUGGAGUACGUCGAAGAUGCAUACCAGGCAAACCGGGAUGAAGAUGGCAUAUGUUCCUCUAUGGCUACUGGUAACGAGCAGCCUAUGCAUUUGCCCACUCCUGAUCCGAUAUCGAGUUCCAAUCAUCAAAACAACACGCAGUCGUUGCAAUAUAUUGCGCCGCAAAGUCUCGGGGCUGAGAUAUACGACUGGCAAAAUACGGAUCUCUUCUCGGACCUGCCGGGCCUUCCGCCGAAUCUGCAGAGUCUAUUUACUGGUGAGCAUGCAGAUGUUCUAGACUCUUCCUUCCACGGUGCUUUUGCGGAGGGCUUUUGGGCUACUGAUCCAUUUCAUAUACCCUUUUCAGAGGAAGAAGCACAGUAG